Didymodactylos carnosus is the source of this 363-nucleotide messenger RNA. The record is from the annotation of a GenBank genome assembly. Lineage: Eukaryota; Metazoa; Rotifera; Eurotatoria; Philodinida; Philodinidae.
AUGAGUUGGAAACAUCGUACGACAUCUAAACUAAGUUCAUCAUCAAAUCGUUCAAAUCUUGCAUCAUCUCAAUCAUCAUCAUCCAUUCUCAUCACACCAAUUGUUUCUAUACCAACUUCAACAAUUGAUACAAAAUUAUCGAUAUUUUCACCAAUUGAAAGACGUUUAGCCAAAUAUCGAUCGCUACCAUUUCUUUGGCUACGAGCAUGUGGUAGUAAUAAACGUCGAAAUAAAGAUUCCUCCUUAGCGGCUAUUGUAACUAUAAUGCGUGAUGUGGAGAACACGUUGAGUGAAGAUGAAAUCUUCUUGACAAUGUUCAUCUACUAUUUGCGUCGUCAUGAUUAUACUGUUGCAUCAUUUUGA